Messenger RNA from Penicillium griseofulvum, 2256 nucleotides. RefSeq lists its product as uncharacterized. Gene Ontology annotation, biological process: positive regulation of transcription by RNA polymerase II. Gene Ontology annotation, cellular component: nucleus. Gene Ontology annotation, molecular function: DNA-binding transcription factor activity, RNA polymerase II-specific; transcription cis-regulatory region binding; zinc ion binding. The transcript is spliced from 6 exons. Bases 1 to 2256 code for a protein of 751 amino acids. The record is from RefSeq and is a predicted model, not a curated record. NCBI's taxonomy places the organism in Eukaryota, Fungi, Ascomycota, Eurotiomycetes, Eurotiales, Aspergillaceae.
AUGCGAUCACGAACCGGCUGCUUGACGUGUCGGACACGAAAGCUUAAAUGCGACGAAGAAAAGCCCGAAUGUUCACAAUGUCGCAAAGGUGGCCGGGAAUGUCGUCCGAGCGAAGGUGUGGUUUUCCGCCAUCAACAAAACGCGUCGAUGAACCGGAACUCCCCAGAUGGUCGUGGUAGUCUCAACGGGUUCUAUUCGUAUAAGAAUACGUUUGACAAGGAUAGCGUGUGGCUGGAUGUUCCAAAACAUGUGAUAUUUGUCGACAACUCCGAUCCAUACGCCGAUGAUCUCGAGGCAUCACUGGCAGAUCCGAGUAGCGCAGCGCAAACGCAAUCCUCAAAUCUCAGAUGGGGAAGUGGAGACACUCGAACUAGCGAUGCCGAGACACAGGGAUUGGAAGCUUUGUCGGCGGUCGCGACGCACGAUCGCUUCCCUUAUUCUUCCCUAGACCACUCCGUCUCUGAUAAUACCUCCUAUACCUCUCCAAACCGACGGCACAAUGCCGCUAUGCACCCAGCUUCGCCCUCCAUGUCGCUGUCGUCCACCAGCAACAAUACCAAUAUUAAUUUCCUCCUCAACCCCUCGCAUUCGAUGUCCCCCUCCAUCGACCCAAUCAUUCAGCUCUCUGACCGCCAUACCCCCCUUCCAUCAAGACCGGCAGCUUUACAGAGGAGCAUGAGCCAUAUGAGCCAUAUGAGCCACAUCGGCCUCAUGAAUCACACACCAGAUGACAACUCAGAGACCGAUUUUGAGACCGCUUUCUUUCUGCGACAUUACUCAGAAGGACCGGGACUGUGGAUGGAUCUCUUUGAUCUAGGGACAUAUUUCGCUUCAUACGUCCCAGUACGAGCAAGAACCAACCCGCUUUUGAAAUUCGCUGCCUGCGCAUAUUCCGCCAAACAGCUGGGUCGAGUGAAAGGUGCCAAGGCUCCGGUGGGCGGAGUGUGCACCCAGCAGGCUGCCAUGGAAUUGUGGCCUGACAAAGACCCCGACUUCGCAUGGUACGGGGCCAAAUAUUAUGAAAAGGCCAUCCAGUUGUUAAUGAAGGAACUGCAACCUGACGCAGAGGGUCCACCUCCAUUGAGCACGCCCGAGGCUUUUGGUCAAUGGCAGGCCUCCGAGCUUUCUGUAGAUACGGAUAACCCACGUAAGCGCCGCAGACGGGUUUCUGAUAGUCGGCUCUCGCAUGGAGUACAUUCUGAUGAGGUGCUCGCGGCGACGGCCAUUUUGUCCGUGUAUGAGUUCCUCGAUGCCGCAGGUCCUGCAUGGAAUCGUCAUUUGAGUGGCGUGAAGUCGUUGCUUGAUGUCGCUGAGGUGGGCAUGAUGCCUCUUGAGCAGCGUCCAUCCCCAGGGGAGAACUCAUAUCCGACCCAGACGCCUAAGAAGUCAGGUCUUUCCAAGGCUCGGAAGGCGACGUUUUGGAAUUUCGCGCGGCAGGACUAUUUAGCUGCCUUCAUCAAUGAAAGCCAUACAAGACUGAACACAGAUGAUACGGUCCUCUGGACCGAAGCAGGUCUACUCCUCGACAACGCGGGCUAUCUCCGCGCCAGCAAUACAGGCGCAGCAGGAUACCCGGAAGGCGAAGACAUAAUGAAAGAAGACCUAAUCAGCAACGGGCUAGUCUGGAUAAUAUCCAAGAUAGUCAAUUUCAUAAGCUCUGGAUCCGUCCCAGGGCCCCUAGGCGUCUCGCAGCAAGUCCUGCUAGAACGGUGGUACAGGCUUGAAUCCGAGCUCGACGCAUGGUACACCGGAAUUCCAGAGACAUUCCGGCCAUGUGCACGAAUAGACUCACAUAAACUCGCACACCAUCGCCCGUCCAACGAAAACGAAGACAUCUCCACCCUCCAAGAAAUCUGGUACAGCCUACCCAUGUGCGCCUCCGCCAUGCAGCACUAUCACAUGGCGCGGAUCUUGCUGCUCAUCAAUAAGCCGCACGAGUCCACUAGUCGUCGGAGUACCAUCACGCUCCGGCUCCAGUCAUACCGCUCUAUCGAGUCUGAGAUCGCCUUCCACAGCCGCGAGAUCGUGGGUAUCGGUCUCUCCCGCCCGGAUGGAAGCGUCAGGAUCAACUCGCUGCAGCCGCUCUUUGUUAGUGGGCAGUGUCUCACUGACCCGCGUGAGCGUCGCACUACGGUGCGUCUUCUGAGGAGUAUCGAGUCGGAUCUGGGCUGGGCGACUGAGUACCGUGUGCAACAAUUGCUGAAGGAGUGGGGGUGGGAUGAGGAUUCGACCUUGUCGCCUGGUUCUAGUUCCUGA